AUGCCGCCCGCCGGUCAACAAGAUUCCGAUUUUCUGAAGUACGCGAUGGAGUCGUACGUGGCCGACGUGAACGCCGAGAUGGGCAAAACGACGAUCGUGUUCACGCUUCGCGAGAAGGCCGGCGCUUUGGCGGAGACGUUGAAGCUUUUCCAGGCGCAUGACGUGAAUUUGUCGCACAUCGAGUCGCGACCAUCGAAAACGCAUCCCGGCAGCUAUGAGGUGCUCGUCGAGUUCGCCGCCGACGCGGAUCCGAAAAAAAUCGAGGAGAUCAUUCAACAUUGUCAGAAGAACACCGAGAAGCAGGUCAUCGUGCAGGAUUGGAACACGAAGAGCAAACAGAACAAGGACUCGGUGCCGUGGUUUCCGCAGAAGAUCGCCGACAUCGAUCAGUUCGCGAAUCGCAUCCUCUCGUACGGCGCCGAGCUCGACGCCGAUCAUCCCGGUUUCAAGGACGCCGAGUAUCGCGCGCGUCGCAAGUUCUUCGCCGACAUCGCCUUCAAUUUCAAACACGGCGACAAAAUCCCGCGAAUCGACUACACCGAACAGGAGAUCGCCACGUGGCGUACCGUCUACAACGAGCUGACGACGUUGUAUCCGAAGCACGCGUGCAAAGAGUUCAACUACAUUUUUCCGCUCCUUCAACAGAAUUGCGGUUUCGGUCCCGACAAAAUCCCACAACUGCAGGACGUCUCCGAUUUUUUGAAGGACUGCACCGGCUACGUGAUUCGUCCCGUCGCCGGACUAUUGUCGUCGCGCGAUUUUCUCGCCGGCCUCGCGUUCCGCGUCUUCCACUCGACGCAAUACAUCAGACAUCAUUCGGCGCCCAAAUACACACCGGAACCCGACAUUUGUCACGAGCUUCUCGGCCACGUGCCGCUGUUCGCCGACGUCGAGUUCGCGCAAUUCUCGCAGGAGAUCGGGCUCGCCUCGCUCGGCGCCCCCGAUGACAUCAUUGAGAAGCUCGCAACACUCUACUGGUUCACCAUCGAGUUCGGCCUCUGCCAACAGGACGGCGAGGUGAAAGCCUACGGCGCCGGACUGCUCAGCUCGUUCGGCGAGCUUCAAUACGCGUUGAGCGACAAACCCGAAGUGUUGCCGUUCGAUCCGGCCGUCACCAGCGUCACGAAGUAUCCGAUCACCGAAUAUCAGCCGAAAUAUUUUCUCGCCGAAUCGUUCGCCAGCGCCAAAAACAAACUCAAAUCGUGGGCGGCGACGGUGCCGCGGCCGUUCCAAAUCCGCUACAACGCCUACACGCAGCGCGUCGAGAUUCUCGACAAGGUCGGCGCACUUCAGCGUUUGGCGCGCGACAUCCGCAACGACAUCUCAACGUUGGAAGACGCGCUCGGCAAAGUCGGCGCGCUCAAGCUAAAGUUUUAA
Caenorhabditis bovis is the source of this 1377-nucleotide messenger RNA. NCBI's taxonomy places the organism in Eukaryota, Metazoa, Nematoda, Chromadorea, Rhabditida, Rhabditidae. The record is from the annotation of a GenBank genome assembly.